Molecule: messenger RNA, 471 nt
Organism: Rhincodon typus (whale shark)
Lineage: Eukaryota; Metazoa; Chordata; Chondrichthyes; Orectolobiformes; Rhincodontidae
Gene: fshb
Product: follicle stimulating hormone subunit beta
Exons: 3
Coding region: 1-471 (156 amino acids)
Biological process (GO): G protein-coupled receptor signaling pathway
Cellular component (GO): extracellular region; cytoplasm
Molecular function (GO): hormone activity
Source: RefSeq, a predicted model, not a curated record
AUGGCGGUCAGUGAGGGUGGAGGUGGUGUCAUGGUUAAGGUAAACUUCUUUCAGGUAAACUUUAUGUUACAAAUUAUGGUGACCAGGAGUUUUGUAACCUACAUAUUUCUCAUUUUACUGAGCUGGAGGUCUGUCCAGUCACUGAACAGAUGUCAGCUAACUAAUAUCACAAUCUCUGUGGAGAAGGAAGAAUGUGGAUAUUGUGGCAUGGUCAAUGCAACUUGGUGCGCUGGUUACUGCUUCACUAAGGAUCCAGUCAGCAAGAAUUCUUUGGCCACCAUCUAUCAAGAUAUUUGCAGCUACAAAGAAAUUGUCUAUGAAACCAUAACCAUUCCAAACUGCCCUGCCAAUGUUGAUCCUUACUACACCUAUCCCGUCGCUACAGGCUGUCAAUGUGGAAUGUGUAACACUGAAACCACUGAUUGUACAGUUUCAGCUCUGGAACCUACACACUGUUCCCUGACACCAUAA